Molecule: messenger RNA, 675 nt
Organism: Drosophila obscura
Lineage: Eukaryota; Metazoa; Arthropoda; Insecta; Diptera; Drosophilidae
Gene: Gr36a
Product: putative gustatory receptor 36a
Exons: 2
Coding region: 1-675 (224 amino acids)
Biological process (GO): sensory perception of taste
Cellular component (GO): membrane
Source: RefSeq, a predicted model, not a curated record
AUGACAGCAGUUCUCAAUUUUGCCGUUAGCCAGCACUACCUCGUUAUGCUCUUCCUCCGGGCCCGGUACCAGCUGCUCAAUCGUGAGCUCCGUCAAGUGAUUGACGAGUCGAUGGGACUCAGCCACAGACCGCCGCGAAGAGGAGUCUUCAUCUGCAAGUGCUGUUGCCUGGCCGACAGGGUAGAGGCGAUAGCAAGUCUCCAAGGGAAAUUGCAGUCGAUGGUCGUUAAACUUGGGCAGCUGUACGCCAUUCAGGGUAUGUUGGUCUUCUCGGGAUAUUACCUCUCCUCGGUGGGCACCGGCUACCUCGCGUACACCAUGGUCAAGCAUGGAAUCGAUGAUCUUGGCAUAACCGUCAGAGGACUAGUUCUGAUUCUUUUUUGGUGCCUUUUCUACUACAUGGAUACCUUCCUCAAUCUGUUUGUCAUGCUGUAUGUGCUGGAGGAGCACAAGGAGACGGUGCACUUGAUGGAGAAGCGAACCCUAUUCGCCUCGGGACUGGAUGUACGCCUGGAAGAAGCUUUCGAGAGCCUGCAGUUGCAGCUAGUACGGAACCCACUGCAGCUAACUGUCAUGAAUGUGUUUCCCAUCAGCCGCAGCUCUACCACUGCCAUGGUCAGCUCCAUACUGACCAACUGUAUAUUUCUUAUUCAAUAUGAUAUGGAGUACUUUUAA